Molecule: messenger RNA, 1168 nt
Organism: Erigeron canadensis
Lineage: Eukaryota; Viridiplantae; Streptophyta; Magnoliopsida; Asterales; Asteraceae
Product: putative pre-16S rRNA nuclease
Exons: 8
Coding region: 372-977 (201 amino acids)
Biological process (GO): rRNA 5'-end processing
Source: RefSeq, a predicted model, not a curated record
GGCAAAUGGCGUGCACUGCAACCUCCGUCUUUUGCAAGAGGUUUACCUACAGACCGUCGGUUGCCCACCCCCGGUGGUUCGCUGUAGGCGGGAUCCAAUAUAUGGGGGUGGUACAUCAUAUCAUAUCAUAUAUAUACCUUACCUGAUGCUAGCCUGCUCUAACCCUAAUAUGAGAAUACAAAUAAUUAUUCGUUACACCCAUAUUGUUUUUUCUUGGGGAUUCAUCCAAUGGGUGACCCAGAUCAAAUCAAGUGUGUUUUAAAUGGUGAAAUAACCAUCUUCAAAGAUUUGACUAACUCCUUUUUACCGAAGGAAGAUGGAUGUAGGCUUUAAGAAGCUUAGGUUAAAGAUAUAUAAUCGCUUCUUCCAGGAUGAGGUAUUUGGCACCGAACCUGAUGUAUGAACAUUUGAUUAAGAUGAAGGGUUACUUGAAGAAACCCCUGGUUGGAAUGGACGUGGGACUGAGUUUCAUUGGGGUAUCCAUCUCCAGUGAGGGCCAUAAAGUGGCUAGGCCUUUGCGGACCUUAAAUCGAGAUAAGGAUGACGUCAAGAAAGUCAUUAGAGAUCUCGUUAAUGAGCGCAACCUUUCGGGGAUUGUGCUUGGCUGGCCUACUUAUAACUUGAAGAGAACUGAUAACACUGGCACUGUGGAAAAGUUUGCCGAAGAGCUAUUUCAAAUGCAGGAUUUGGGAGACUUGCGCUUUACAACGUGGGGGGAAAAUCAUAUGACUAAGAUUGCAGAGCUAUUAAUAAACAAGUUGGAGUAUGCAGCCGGCGAAAAAGAACAGAAAAAAGCUGACACUGACAUGCUUGCAGCUACGAGUAUCCUACAGGGGUAUCUCGAUUAUAUUAAUUGUGACAAAACUCGGUUACAUUCGUGGAGCUUUAAGCUAUGUUCCUCUCAACUCUCACCAAAAUCACCACCAACCCCCAAAAAAAACCCCAAAAAAACCCCCAAAAAAACCCCCAAAAAAUAGAACAGGUUUUUCAUGUUCAUGGGAUAAAACAGAUUCGUAUGCAAUGGAGAUAAUACGUUCUCUGCUAAAAUCUUAUUUAAAUGUCUUUCCUAUAUUGUCGUCGUCAUCAUUGUCAGCUGGUGCUCAGAAGUCUUAGAAUGUUGGCACUCUUAAAUCUUUGUUUUUAAUGGACUUCAAUUAUCUUUUGUUGA